Molecule: messenger RNA, 3782 nt
Organism: Monodelphis domestica (gray short-tailed opossum)
Lineage: Eukaryota; Metazoa; Chordata; Mammalia; Didelphimorphia; Didelphidae
Gene: FAM234A
Product: family with sequence similarity 234 member A
Cellular component (GO): cell surface
Source: RefSeq, a predicted model, not a curated record
CUAAACUGUCCCCUACUGCGACUCUGUAGAUGUCCCCAGCAAAUCAGGAAGGUCCCGGAACAAAGUUACUUCAGGAAUAUCAAAGAGGUCAGGAUGGAAUGCAAGAAUUUUUGAGUUGGAAAAGAAUCCAGGAAUCAUUUCCCCAUUCUUGUACAGUGAAGGAAAUUCGAGAUUUCCUGAGUGAGGAAGUGAGUAGCACAUGGUAAGGAUGGUAGGGCAGGGCUUGAGGCGGAAGUGACGCUAAGUCGGGCGGGGCAGGGAGAACGACCUGCCCCGGCUCGGGGCUAGGGUUUACGGACCGGCGAACUCGAUCUGUCGGCAGGUUCUCUUUCUGAUGUUACCAGUCUUUAGAGCCAUAGGACCAUAGAUUUACUGGAAGAGACCAUAGACCUAGUCCAGCUCACUCAUUGUCAUCCAGGGAAGAGUGAAGCUAAAUAAUGCCUGCAUGAUGGACAAAGAAUUAGAAGCUGAAAUCCACCCCUUGAAACAUGAUGACAAAGUACCUCAGAGCAAUUUGAAAAACCAAACUGAAAAAGAUGGUUCUUUUAAGAAAGCAUCUCGGCAUUCCCGGUUUGCCCAGUGCCGCACAAUGUUUUUUUUCUUUUCAUUAUUUACCUGCCUCUUUGUGGUAUUUAUCAUCUCAUUCAUCAUCCCAUGUCCAGAUCGACCAGUAUCACAAAAAACAUGGAAAAUAAAUUAUGACAAAGCAGUAACCUAUGACUUCUUGGUGUUUAAAGAUAUAAACAAGGACAGAGUUCAAGAUGUUCUUUUUCUUCACAAAGAUGACAACAGCAACAAUGAUUUUAACAUAUCCUGCAUAGAUGAAGGCUUUUCUUCCCCAUGUACCUUUCUUGCUGCUGUGUCAGGUACCAAUGGCAGCUUGAUCUGGGAUAGGCCUGUUGCUCAGGACAUUGCCUUCAUAGAGUGUGUUGACUCCCAGGAGAUGGAUGAGCUUCUCUGGUGCUGCUUCAUUGUGGGGAAGCCUGGCUCUCUCACUGCAGUUGAUUUUUACACAGGGGAAACACUGUGGAAUCAGUCUUACACUUUUGGAGGUAAUGCCUCAGUAUUGUAUCCCUUCCUGAAUAUACCUGAUGUGAAUGAUGAUGAGAUCCAAGACUUACUAUUCUUUACCAAAUCAGGGAGACAGAUUCAAAUUUACCUCAUUUCAGGCGGUACUGGUGACCAAGUUGGUUCUACGCACAGCCUAAAUCUAGAAGGAGAAGUUGGUUAUAUCAUGCAUGUCACAAAGAUCGGCGCCUACUAUGUUAUUUUUCAUUCUGCUUCUUCCCUCUACGGAUAUUCUCUGAAGGAACUUUAUGAGGAAAUAACUGGGAAAAAAAGUAUAUUUGAGGAAGAUCCUUAUUUAAAGAAAAUAAUUAAUAAUGUUACACAUAGAAUGUCUCCUUUUCACAGCUCGGGAGCUAUCCGCUACCUAACGAAUGUGCCUGCCAAAGACAUAUUGCUUGUGAAAUCGGAUGCAUGUGAGAUGCUUGACGAGCAGACGCUUACUACAAAGUGGACCUUUAACACAUCUGACGUUGUGAGAAAACCAGUCUUUGGCUACUACAAACCAGAUGCACUUGCUGUAGUCCUUGAAAAUGGAACCGAUGACCAAAGAAAGAUCUGGAUUGUGGACGUCGCCUCAGGAGCCCUCCUUUGGAGCCUGUCCCUGAGCUUAGUGCCAAGGAGUCUAAAGACAGCCACCAUGCAGACAGCAGACCGACGCUCUGUCUUCUUCUUCUGGGGCAGUAGUAACCUGACUGGCCCCAACCAGAUGGAAACUGUUAACUUCCAGCAAAUCUUGUAUUUGUUUCACCCCACUUUGCCAGACAAUCUUUUGGAAAUUGCCAACACUACCGAAAACAUUGCAGCCUUUAAUGUAUUGAUAUUUGAGGAGAGCCACCAUGCCUCUUACGUGUUGCUGACUGGGCCCACGAAUCAAGACCAGCCUGGCCAGGUGACUUUAUCAAAGCAAAAGGUGAAGGAAAACAUCCUAAAUAGUAAAGUGAUCUGGCUGAUAAAGGAAAAGUCUGACAGUGACCAGAUCAUUAAGGACCGGUUUUAUGAGCUGAGAUACAGGAGGGAAAAAUGAACUCAUCAGUCAGAGGGUAUCUGUUUUUUUCCCCUCGUUUGUUUUUUGUGUUGGUUUUUUUUUUUGGUCCUUCCUCCCUAAGAAACCAACUGAAGAAAUUAAAAAUCCAACAAAACUACUUUUCACAUAUUCUCCAAACUGACUUAUCAUGCACGUAGGCGAGAAGCACAGUUUCCUACUCUUGCAGAGACAGAAUUGGAGUCAUUUGACCAAGUCUCUCUCCAGGUGCCUUACUUUGACACUCAAGAGUUUUGAUGGCAUUUUGUAAGGAACUAGUAGAAAAGGCAACUCAAGGGAAGUUACAUUACAUCUUCUCUAGCCUCUAACCCCACUUUCUCUGUGUGUCUUCACUCCUUUGCCCUGGGCAUUUUUGAAGGGGGGAGGGGGCUUUUUCUCCUUGUGAUUCUCUGUGAGGCUUUGUAUGUGGAACCUAGCUGAAUUCCAAACAGAUUCUCCCUCCACGGGCUCUCAUGUUCACAGCCAUGGCCAAAGUUUCUCUAAAAACAGGCUUACAAGGUCAUGCUUACCUUUGACCCUUUCCCCUCCAAGUUAAACAUGAGGCCAUUCACUUUAAAGUAGGGCCAGCUUAUUUCAUUUCUGCUGAGAUUUUCUGUUUCCUCCUUGAAGAAGGAGCAUCUUCAUCUAGCCAAGCUCAAGGGAGCCCCCAAAGUUCCUGAGGAAGGAAAUAAGGGGACUGGGCUUGAGGGUGGGGAUUGACCCUGAGAUGCUGAAGCCUUCAGGAAAUUCAGAAGCAGAUCAUAAUCUGGAACUUCAGAUCAUCCCUCCUCUAGCCUUGCUAGACUUGCUGUGGAAAACUUGUUCCUGGUCUGACAGCAGCAUCUCUUUUUUAUUUAAGAUCCUAACACCUAUGCAGCAUUGAGUAGAUAUCAACAGAUACUGCCUACAUGACCCUUUUUUUCCUGUCUUCAGCCACUUAGAUUGUAGUGGCCUUCAGGGGGACACUGGCCCCCAGGGGUAUCCCGAUGGCUGCUGCUUUGGCUUCUUUGCCAGAUCCUAAUGCACAAAGCUUUCUGUAGCUUGGCCCAGUAGUGAUCUUGGCCUGUAGGAACCCCUUUGACUCAGUCCCUGGGGGGAGCUAGGCCUCGAGAAUUCCAUAGCUGUAGGUUGGGAGAGACAACACGGUUCCCAGCAGCUUUCUGAUGAGCCUCUUUGGGUGGUUGGGCAGGGAUGGGAGGCCACAUGCUCAUAGGACGUGAUGUUUUUAAAACGAUGCACAUUGGAUCCUUGUGCCAUAAAGUCGUCCUAACCAUCACCAGCAGCAGCCACAUGCACUCUGGGGAAAUUCUUUACAGCAGCGUCAAUAAGAAAACGAAGGCUUGAGGAAUCAAUAUGAACUGGGCUGCCAGCUGACAUCAGAAACAUGAAGCCAGCACCUUCCUAGCCACACUGGUGCCUAAUACCCAUCUGUGACCCCAUCUCGGGCCACAUCACCACUUCUGCUGUGAGCUUUGGGACAACAAACAGCAUUUCCCCUGUGCUGGGUGACUUCUAUAACGGAUUUAUUUUGGUGCCUUGUUGAUCUCAAACCCUUCUCAGGCAGGUGUAGCUCAGGACCUGCCAUGGAUCAUGGAGUUUCAUUCACUUUUAUAACUUAAUACAAAUCCAUUUGAACCCUGUAAUCUCCACUGGACUUUUUCAAUAAAUGUUUCUGCGUUGUUUGUAAAAGCUA